Messenger RNA from Syngnathus acus (greater pipefish), 7207 nucleotides. Its product is annotated as zinc finger protein 516-like. Gene Ontology annotation, molecular function: RNA polymerase II cis-regulatory region sequence-specific DNA binding; DNA-binding transcription factor activity, RNA polymerase II-specific. The transcript has 5 exons. The coding region runs from base 746 to 4000 and encodes 1084 amino acids. The record is from RefSeq and is a predicted model, not a curated record. Gene Ontology annotation, biological process: regulation of DNA-templated transcription. Gene Ontology annotation, cellular component: nucleus. Lineage: Eukaryota; Metazoa; Chordata; Actinopteri; Syngnathiformes; Syngnathidae.
AAACUACAGAGACCAGAGACACACACUGAGUAGAGUGAGAGAGGAACCUGUACUCUUCCACAACAUAAGGAGACGGGAAUACACAAGAGAUAUUAAUUAUUUUUUGCUCGAUUUCUGCAAAGUGGACUGUCAAUGCCUUCAAGAGAAGACACAUAAUACUCCGAUCCUUGUUUCACCUUGGCUGGAUCCGGACUCUUGACAGCCUAUGCUUUUUUGGAGCGGUGCACCGGUCUUUUUGUGUGUGCGUGUUGGGGCUUCAACGGUGUUUCAACUGGUGGAUUAUGUCAACGAUUGCUGAUCUGUCUACAAAGAUGGAGGAAAAAUGCCAGUGAAAUGAAUGAAGAAAAGAAGCGUUCUAAUAAUCGUAAUAUCAAAACCUUUUGGUACCUGGAGAGUUGAAAACUCAAUUUUCAUUCGCAGAUAGUGAAACGUCAGAUAUCUAUUUUAAAUGUAUUAUUAUUUUUGCAAUUUAGGACAUACAGAAUAACUCAGACUGACUGAAUUAGUGACAGUGAUAGAUGAAGAUGGCAUUAUUUCCUGUACCGAGACAGUGUUAAAUGAAUUGAUAUGAUCUCAUUGAUACAUCAUCUCUGGAUGACUGCAGACUGAUAACAUUUCAAUUGACUAACAAAGGCCUACUUGACAUCCCUAGAUGUGCAACGGCAGAUAGCAGUAGAUUGAUCCUUUUUUUUUUGCCUAAAAGAGGUACAAUAAACAGGGUAGAUCAAAUCCCACUGUGGGCACGAUGGAUACUCAGGCUAGAAAUCUGAGGGAAAAGUUGACUCCCAUCAAGGUGAAUUCCAAACAUGAUACGGAGGGUGAGGAUGACAAAAUACCAGAGACUUUUGACUGCAAUGUUUGUGGCCGCAGCUUCCCUUUCCUGAGCUCUUUGUCACAGCAUAUGAGACGCCAUACUGGCGCACGCCCUUAUAAAUGCCCCUACUGUGACCACAGGGCCUCUCAGAAGGGCAACCUCAAAGUUCAUAUACGCAGUCACAAACUGGGUACGCUCUCUCGCCACCACUCCAAUGAGGAGGAAGAAGGGGGCGCAGAGGAAGAGGAGAUGACUGUUUCAGAAGGUCUUGAUGGAGGCACAAGUCCAACCAAGAGCAGCUCAGCCUGUAAUCGGAUGAUCAGUGGUCAUAGUGCAGAAGAUAGCCGCAGGAAAGUGCCAGUGAGGAGCGUGAAAAGAGAGAAAACUAUAAGUGAUCAGCUGCCUUACUGCUGCCGUCUUUGUGGCUACGAGGCCCAGCGGGAGGACCAGCUCCUGAGCCAUAUUGAGAAGGUCCACAUUACUGUAGACACAGGGGAGCAGACAAGUGUUAAGGAAGAAGCUGUGGCUGAACCAGAUGAAUCUAAGUGUGAUGGGACCUUUACCUGUGAAACCUGCGGCCAGGUGUUCACCCAAGCCUGGUUCUUAAAGUCACACAUGAAGAAACAUGCUGGGAUCCUAGACCAUUGCUGUCAAAUAUGUGGACGGGGCUUCCGCGAAGCUUGGUUUCUUAAAUCCCACAUGAAAACACACAACACCAGAUCACGGUCUCGUGCAAAAUCUGAUUCUGCUGAGCAUCCUGCCACUAUCAAUGAUGUAGCACAAGAUCCUGAAAUUGUUUGCUCUGUUGAGUCGGUUUACCAAAUGUGCUCUAAAUGUGGGAAUCUGUUUCAUAGCAAAGAGAGCCUGAGGGCUCAUGAUAAAGUCCAUGGUCUCAGUUAUGGAGAUCAACCUCAGAACCAGUCACAACCCAGUGAUGGUGAAGAUUCACCAGCCUCAAAGAGACGUUUACUUGACUGCUUAGGCCUACAGUCUGUUGCAGUAAAGGCUGCGGAGGUUGAAAGUGAUGCCAUACUGGGUCGAAGAAUCCCAGAGCUUGAUCCAGUUUGCAGUUACCAAGCAUGGCAUUUAGCUACAAAAGGAAAAAUUGUAGAACCAGUUGAAAAUAUGAAGGUUUCCAGUGAUGGAGGAAAUAUUGGAGAAGAAGACAUUGCUACAGCCACUGUCGUUUACAAGAAAGAGAACAACGGUUAUGCCCUUCAAGUUCAAGAAAAGCGCAACACAGAGCGCCGCAGCAGCUCUGGUUUGGGAAACCAAGCAUCAUCUGGAGACCAGACACCAGAGAAUCUCAGCGAUUCGGAGUACCGGCCAUCAUCUCGCCAGGAACGGAGACGGUCAUCCCAGUCUCAAGGUCCCUCUAAAUCCCUUGAGUGCUUUGAAUGUGGGAAGAUGUUCCGUAGUCGUCACCAGAUGAUCGUCCACCAGCGACUCCAUAGAAAGGAUGGUAGCAGGACAUCAGUGAGCGACAAGGAAAAAAGUAGAAGGAAAGACCAGUGGAGCUCCAUGAGUGACCCUGAAUCAGGCUCCCCAAACCGACCUUUAACCCCGGGGUAUGGAGAUUCUCCACCAGCCUCCACUUUCAGAGACCAGGCAUCUGAGAUGGGCACUGCUAACUCAGGAGAGUUUCCAGAUGAGAGGCCGUACAUCUGCAGCCUGUGUGACUUUGUCACCACUGAGUCACAUGCAUACCUGGCUCAUGUCCGUGUUCAGCAUUCAGCUUCCUCUGAAGACAGAGCCAACCCCACACCUAGAGUCACCCCCAAUGGAUACCCCAAAUUAAAGAAAGCGCUCCUGCAAGGUCUGGAAAAUAUUCCAUCCUCUCUUUCUGAUCUUUCAACUUGCUCUCCUCUCCAUGAGUCUGUUUUGGCCCCUAUGGAUUUAUGUAUGAGGCCCGAAGGUCAAAGGGGCCAAGCCCCCAUAACCCUUGACAGGAAAAUCCUCCCGAACCAUAAAUGCUCCUUCUGCUCCCAUUCAACCCUCUAUCCCGAGGUUCUGUGGAUGCAUCAGACUGUUGCCCACCGCAUGACCAGUAGUAGCUCCAAUCUGGUGCCUAAAUGGGCCCUGAAAAACAACACCAAGGGGCCAAAAGACUUGUCCUCCAGGAGACGAACUGCCCCCCCACCAGUCUUGGAGGGUAAAGACUGUCCACCCCUGCCAGCAGUUGUGCGUGUCCAUCGCACACGACCCCCAACCCAGUCCAACAAAGUACGACAAAAAAGCAAAACAAUUUCUCAUGCAGACACAGCAGCAUCAAGAUCAUCCCCUCACUCUUCAUCUUCAUUGUCACGACCAUCCACAUCCACCUCAGGAUUUCACGCUGCAAGAGUCCCUCAGAGUCAACCUUUGCACUCCAGACCCAAAAGUGAUGUUUCCUCUCGAAGGAGCUCGCUGUCAUCCUCCACCUCUAAGGAGAAGAGCUUCAGCACACCUUCCCGUUCUUCAGCCCCAAGCCUCAACUCUGCUACUGCUACCAAAAGGGCAGAAUGUUAUAAGAUGCCUCAGGAGGGACUCGGCUUCAUGCUUUCCAACAAGUACGGUAGCCAAGCAGAGUUCGACCAAGCUAGAGGCUCUUCUUAUCAAUCACUCACCAACUCCCAUGGCCAGCGACAGACUAAUGCUACCAGGCCUAGUAGCAUCAUCCACAACUCCACAGCGGGGCACUAUGGAGCGACGCAGUCAUAUGGAGGCAUUCUUCAGACUUCAUCAUCCUCCUUGCCCUCAGAGGCUUAUGGGAAUGUGAAGCAGGAACAAACAUCAGAAAUCCCAGAAAUGCCAAACAACAUCCUCAGCUUCCUCAAAAAUUACAACCCCCAUGAACUGGCUGCACUGUACCACCGCUGGGGUGCCACAAAUUCACUUUUGGAUCCCACUGGGAUGCUGAGGUCUGUCAUGCGACAGGGACAGCAUUUCUGCCAUGAGUGUGGGAAGAGUUUUGGUCAGCCCAGCCACCUCCGCACUCACAUGAGGUCCCAUACAGGAGAGAGGCCUUUCCGCUGCCAGCUCUGCCCAUACAGAGCCUCUCAGAAAGGGAACCUGAAGACACAUGUCCAGAGUGUCCACAACAUGCCUUUUGACAACAGCAAGUAUCCAGAUUCCAGAAACUUGUUGCUGAGCCCUGAGGAGCGCAGAGAGUUCGGACAAACACCAACCCCACAAAAUCAGCCUUAGCGCUUCUUAUGGACUUCUGAAUUUCAGUCCAGGCUAGUCAGGAACUCACAUCAACUGAAAAAUGCCAUCAUCACAUUGAAUAAUAGAAGGAUUUGAUCAGCGUUGGAUUUUAUGGUUGACAAUGUGAAAAUGUUUUCGCGCUUCAACCAACCCCCUUUAACGAGGGCUUUCUAUAUUUCUUGUAGUUCAACAGUGACGUUUUGUAAUGAAUGAAUGGCUGCUUUUCACGACCCAAAAAUAAUACAAUGGGUAAAGUCAGAUUAAGGCACAAACCUAUUUUGCUCCGCUUCUUGCAAUUGAAGGUUGAAAAUAAGGAUCACAAUGUGUUGAAUGAUAUAUACUUUCUGAGGACAAUACUGAACUCAUUGCAUAUGAAAAUAUAUUUUAACUAACUGCCGUGGCACGCUACUUUAGUGGACAACUUGUUUCUCCCUUUUCUUAUCGUACUUGAUGCAUCACUUAUAGCAGCACGCUAUUGUCCAUAAUCUGCUGCAAGUAACCUUUUUUUAUUCACUUCUUUAAUUACUUUAUAUUUUAAUGAAUUUAAUAACUGAUUAUCAAAUGAAUGAGUUCUCCCUUCAAAUAUUUGGGCACAAAAAAGAAAAAUAUUGGAGCACUCACAGUGGUAAACCAUCUUAAAAUUGACUGAGGUAAUUACAUGAUUUGCAAUAUAGUGGCCAAUAAAUGCUAUCUGCAUUGUAUAACUGAUUAAUCGACUAAUCAUCACAGCCAUAAAGACUUCUUCUGGGCUAAAAGCCAUUACAGUGUCUUGUGUGAUCCAGCAUGUGCAAAUGGGUUGAAGUCACUUCACUCCACUCCUUAGUGAAUUCUUAAGAGUGACCACUCCGAGGGAGAUGAUUAGAGAGACUGGGGGGUGGAGAGUGAGAGAGAGGGAGAAAGACAGAGAGAGUGACUGCUCUAAUGCUCAUUAAAAAGAGUUGCUUUUUAAUAGCCAUUAUAAAUGAGUGUACCACUUUUAUGGCCAUACAAUUAUUGUCAAUUGAAGAGGAAGGGGCUGAGUGCUGGCACUUUCCAUCUAUAUAACUCCUUUAUAUUACUGAGCCUUUCUCACACUGACACUUUGACUUUGAUUUACACUGCAAACCUGCAGUGGGAGCAGCUUGAAGACUCAGAUUGAAAUUACAUAAAGUAAAGGGCAGCUGGUACACGUUUGGAGGCAAAUAUGAAUCUGCUAAUGCUAGCCAGUGUGAUUGCGUUGUGAAAAAUGCAUAUGGUAACUGGAGUUAGUGUUAUUUUAAUUUCAGUUACAUUUAGCUGAAGGCCGAUGUUCAAACCCCCCCCCCAACUGACUCAUGGUUGAGACAGCAGGAUGCAAAUUGUGGAUCACCACAUCAGACUUUAUUUUUUCACCGAACGUUUCUACUUGAAAAAAUGUUCUGUUUGAUCUUAUGACAUGUAAUCACUGCAAUACACGGCCACGUCAAGAUACCUGUCGUGAUCUGUUUUGAGUUACAAUAUCGUAAUUUGGUCAUCUGCUUUGUGUUAAUCGUUAUUUGCACUGCUUUUUGACACCGGACAAAACUAUUGAUCAAUUUGGGUUUUAUUAUUGAUAGAAACUACGUGAAAUUCUCAGCCCAGAGUGUUUUAUUUUGUAUGAUUCGUCAACUGGUAUAUUGGUGGGCCAAAGUGAAGUGUUACAAAAUAUUCCUUCUUUGUCCAACAGUGGGAAGAGUCACAAAUGGGCUUUGGUAUCUUCCAUGAGGUUACGUCCAACUUGUCUCAUGACGAAAGGCCAUUCCGUCAUAUGCUACCAAAUUGUGAUGUUGAACUCUACUGGAUUGUAGAGCAGCCUUAGCACAGAUGAGGUUGCAUGUCUUUGUGCAUUAUUUUCCAAUCUACUGAAAAGGAUGAUUAACAUCCAUCCUUGUGUUGUGCCUACCUCCUUCCAAAUUGCAUGUUAAUAUGAAGGAGGGGUUGGUCUUUACAGUUUUUUUUUUCUUCAUAUUCUCUACUUGGGCUUGUCUUCAGCAACCCCCAAAUUGAGUAAGCCAUGCCUUGACAUAUUGGAUAUAAGCAGAUUGUCACUUGUCAGGGAAUGUAAUUGUGAGGUACAUUUUUGCACGCAUAGACUAUUCAAACGAGUUCGCAUACCGAGUACGAAACUAUUAGUCUAUUUUAAAACCUCAGUAGUUUUUACAACAACAAAAAAAUAGAUGUAAUACCAGCUGAGAUAUGCAUACUAUGUUGUGUACCUUAAUAUGUCUAAUGAUACACCUAAAAAGUGUGUUUUGAAGCUGUGGGUAGUGAAAAUACUUGAAAACAAAUAUUCUAGCCUUGUAAUGUAGAAUAGUACUAAUAAUGCCCACAUUGUACAGAAUUCCCUUUAAGAUUAACUCCUCAGUUAGAAAUUUGUACUCCGAAGUGUGACUUAGUGAAAGUGUGAAGCUGGAGUGACUGUAAUAUAAACUGUUUUAUCUGUAAUCCACUCUUACCAAACUCUUUAUAUACAGCAGUAGAAACCAAAUGGCAUUAUUAGUGCACUUAGACUAGUUUACAGCUUUAACCUUUCAUUCUGUUCUAAUCUAGUCAAGGUUACUUUAAGAAUGUUAUUAUAGCUAAUACACUUGUAAAUUGGGGUUUAGGGGCUUUUUGCAUAGAUUUUAAUGACAGAUCUUUUUUUGUAAUGACUCUGUGUCACACCAGUUUACUUAUUUUUUUUUCUGAUGGAAAGUUUGACAAGUCGAGGUUCAGCAUUGCUUAUUUUUCAUGAAGAUGUAAGAGCUUGUUUUUAGUCACUCUGCUAAAUCGUAGGACUUUUGUCAUUAGCUCGCCCUGUCUGGCCUUCCACGGGGGUUGUUUUUUCCCCCCUUUGGUUGCGGCUUUAUUACAUAUUUUAAAUUGUGUUUUUGUGUCUGAACUUUUUAUUUGUAUUGAACCUCGUGAUUAAUGUACCUAUCAAGACCUUGUUAUUCCAAGUGGUUUGGUUGAAAAUUGUAUUUAUUAUCACUUCAAAAAGGACAGGAGGGCAGUAGCAGGACAGGUGUUUGGUAAAUUUGAUUUUCUAGGUCAUUAUUUUGUGUUUAGUUAGUUUGUUUGUGUUGUCAUUUUCAAGCCAGCAAAGCGACGUGAAAGCUCUACCUCGUCUGAGCCAUUCUCAGUUCUGUUAUACUUUUGUAAAUUUCAAAAACAUAUAAUGUCAUGUCCAAAAUAAAGACACAUAAAAUGAUAACUUUUGCCAGCCUUUCA